Prosopis cineraria is the source of this 833-nucleotide messenger RNA. RefSeq names its product oleosin Ara h 15.0101-like. Gene Ontology annotation, cellular component: monolayer-surrounded lipid storage body; membrane. The record is from RefSeq and is a predicted model, not a curated record. Lineage: Eukaryota; Viridiplantae; Streptophyta; Magnoliopsida; Fabales; Fabaceae. Gene Ontology annotation, biological process: lipid storage. The coding region runs from base 172 to 636 and encodes 154 amino acids. The transcript has a single exon.
GCAAUUUCAUGCAAAGCCGCCACAGGACUCGAAGCAUUCUCAAUUUGUGCCGCGUAAUCUCAUUAUUCUGCUCCACCUCUUUCCUAUAUACCACUUCUCUCCCUCUUCACCUGCCCCCUCAUUACAGUACUACUCAUCAUCUCUCUUCCCUUACUCCUCUUCUUCCUCACCAUGUCUGACUACUCAAGACCAGCCUACUACGACGAGAUCUCCAACUCCAACCAACCUCCUGCACGCCAAGCAGUCAAGUUCUUGACGGCUGUCACUAUUGGAGUCACCCUCUUGCUCCUGUCGGCCUUGACCCUCACCGGAACUGUUAUAGCCUUGAUCUUGGCAACCCCGCUCUUGGUUCUGUUCAGUCCGAUCUUGGUCCCUGCAGGGAUAGCUGCUUUCAUGGCUGCUUCUGGGUUCGUGUUCUCCGGCGGCUGCAGCGUCGCUGCCAUAGCUGCAUUGUCCUGGAUAUAUAACCAUGUCACCGGAAAGCACCCGGCGGGUUCUGAUAGGCUCGACAAUGCCGCGGGGUUGAUUGGAGAUAAAGCGAGAGACGUGAAGAAAAGGGCCAAGGACUUCGCGACUUAUGCGCCGGGGAGGGCUCAGGAGGCCAUUAUGGGACAUCAAGCUUAUGCGUCUGGUUAAUUGGAAGUCAAUUGAUUUCAUUUGAGUUUGCAUGAUCAGUCCCCUUACGUUGGAGUAGUGUGGUAUCUCUUGUUUGUUAGUGUCAUGUGCUGUUCUGGUUUUCGUACUGUUCGUCUUCGUAGUUAAUUCCCUACCACUGCCACCACAUAUAUUUGUGCAGUCUUCUUGAUAAAUAAACCUCUUUUCCGGCUUCUUGA